UGCAUUGCAGGUUUGGUACUAAUUUCUCAAAAAAAUCAUGCUUUUGCAGCACCGUCCUGUUGAGCCAUGAGAUCUGAACCAAGGAAUCCAGAUAACAUCGACUAUGUUUAUAGAUCACUACAUGUUCCGUUGGAACACUGUGAGGUCCUUUUUCCAGUUUGCUACUAAAUUCUCAAAAAAGAAACGUUCUUAUGCAUCACCAUCAUGUGGAACCACGAUACCUGAACCAAUGAACUCAGUGAACAUUUAUUAUAUUUAUUAUGGAUCAUUACAUGUUCUGCUGGAACAAGGUCAGUUUGGAGUAGUCUAUUUUGGCUACUUGGAAGAUGGAACCCCAGUUGCAGUCAAAACACGCUUAGAAUCAUCAUCUCAUGGGGUUAAUGAGUUCUUGGCAGAGGCUCUACAUCUAAUAAGAGUUCAUCACAGGAACUUGGUCAAUCUGGUUAGCCACUACAAGGAUGGACACCACUCAACUCUUGUCUACGAGUAUAAAUUGCUAAUUUGCAUUGCUCUUUCGUGCAACAAGUGCGUUGAUACUUACAAACAACAAGGCAUGUGACUAUUUACUAUUACUGUUGUUUGGUAUUUGAACAUGUCUUUUCGAGGGGGAGAUGGGAACAGAUAAAUUCAGUGAAAGUUGGCUGCACGUAAACUAUUGUGAUCAAGUUGGAAAAAAAUGUUUCCCCUCUUAACUGCUCCUGUUGGAGACUGGGGUCAGUAGUCACUGAAAUUUGCACACGCAUGGAGGAAUGAAUGAUGAUUCUCAAGUAAUAAAGUUGUAGCCUUCACGACAAGAUAAAUGGAUGAUUUUGCAGCUCAAGUGUUGCUACAUGUUACAGAUAACUAUGGUAUUCGAUUUUAAUGAAUCUGCAUAUUGCUGUUGAGCACCGGAAGCGAGGGAGGGCAUGGCUGCACUGGAGGUUGUCCCAAGGCGAGGGCAGGGCAGAGACAUGCAACAAUGAGGGUUGCAACCGUAAUCAAUAUCUCAACAUCAAAUCAUUUCCUAUAGCCUUCCAGCAAGUUCAUUCUUAUUUUCUGAUUGGGUCAUGUUAGGCCAGCAAAGUAAACCUAGAAAAACUGAUUAGGCAAUGAUGUUUUUGUUUAAUUUUAGUGUUUGGUAUUUGUUUCAGAUAUGAAUAAUUCUGGUUAUGGUUUCUGCAUUGCAUAGUGACGUUAUAAUGAGAUUAGAGAUAGUUGUCACGCA
Triticum aestivum (bread wheat) is the source of this 1204-nucleotide messenger RNA. RefSeq names its product probable LRR receptor-like serine/threonine-protein kinase At1g51880. The transcript has 5 exons. Lineage: Eukaryota; Viridiplantae; Streptophyta; Magnoliopsida; Poales; Poaceae. Gene Ontology annotation, biological process: protein phosphorylation. The record is from RefSeq and is a predicted model, not a curated record. Gene Ontology annotation, molecular function: protein kinase activity. The coding region runs from base 104 to 559 and encodes 151 amino acids.